Molecule: messenger RNA, 876 nt
Organism: Letharia columbiana
Lineage: Eukaryota; Fungi; Ascomycota; Lecanoromycetes; Lecanorales; Parmeliaceae
Exons: 4
Coding region: 1-876 (291 amino acids)
Biological process (GO): protein phosphorylation
Cellular component (GO): nucleus
Molecular function (GO): protein kinase activity; ATP binding
Source: RefSeq, a predicted model, not a curated record
AUGAACCUCACUACGAUCACCACUCCUUCCUACGACUUUCCAAACAGCGCACCAGCAAUCAUUUCGCCGGCCUCCAAUACCUCAGCUUCAAGACAGCCACAGUCUAGCAACAUGACAAACGAACCACCGAAAGAGAUCACUAUCAUAAGUAACGACUCACCACAGCCGCCAUCUUGGAAAGGGAACGAGCGACCUCAGCAGCAACAGCCACAAGCAACAGUGAGAGGUUCACAACAUGCCAACAAGAAGAGGACUAGUCAGACAGCUGCACACGAUACUGCAAGGGACCAACAGGCAUUCUUCCAUACCCGCACAUACUCGAAUGAGAACAUUGAGUUCAACACUAUCUUGAUGGAUCGAACCACAUCACUACAGACUACGGCACCUACAUCACUGGGGCCACAUUCGAUUUAUGGGACCAGUGGUGCGCACGACGGGAAUAGUGCGGUUGGGCAGAAGAGGAAACGCGUGACUCAGCAACCGAUUCGUGAUGAGAUGGAAAAGAGGAAGAAGAUCAAGAAGAAGUUGAAGGAAGAGAAGAUUAAGGUGGUGGGAGACGCCCACAGUUCCUCUAUACCGCCACCGAAGCCCCACGUAAAGGCUGGAGAUAUCAAUGUGCGUUCGAUCAAAGAUACUGCGACUGUGAACGGGGAGACCGACGAUGCUGAAGGCUAUUACAGGGUAACGGAGGAGAAUAGGCGCAUAGGUGACAGAUACUGUAUCGGCAGACCUCUGGGCAUGGGCACCUCCGGCGAAGUCCAUGAAGCCUUUGACAAGCAGACAAAAUCGAAGUGUGCAAUCAAGAUCACUCGAGUUCAGGAUGAGGCCCGCGAUGAACUGCGGGUGCUACAGACUUUGUACCUUAACGACGAAUAG